UAAAAUAUUUGAUAACCAGAAGAGAAAGUGUAAUUUAUGACAUUCAGAGUUUAUAUCAAAACAAAUUGUAACGAGAAUCAGCUAUAAAGAAAGACAUCACAGUGAAAUUGAAAAUAUUCCACUUAAUAAACAGGAAUAAGUAAAUUACGUUGUAGUACGUUAUAAAUUAGAUUUUUUCUAAAAUGAGUUCAACUCGUGAAAGUGUUAAUAAAGUACGAACAAGUUUUCCACAAAUAAUGAAGAUUCUUGAUGAGCCUCUGAAUAUAGGUGCCAAUGAUUUGUUAAGAGGAGUUGAAUUUUCAUAUUGCGGAUGGAUACAUGUCCUGUGCAGCAUACUUUUUUGGAGAAAAUGGAAACCACGGUAUGCAAUAAUUUCCCUAGGUUGUUUAUACAUUUAUACCGAUAGGAAUGCACAGAAAACAGAAUAUUCAUGUUCUUUAAAACAGUUUGAAGAUGCGGUGGAAUGUGAUCCCGAAAGCGGGGGGAAUAUUUGUUUCUGCCUCAGAUACAAAAAUGCUCAAACACCUUUACUGUUCUCGUGUGAUACGUCAGAAAGAAGAAAGAUAUGGAUUGAAAAGUUCACCUUAGAAAUAUCGGAAGUUCAAUCCACAUAUAAUGUUUCGGCAGAUAGCGGAUUCGGAAGUGCUGACACAGUACCUAGGAACAGAUUAAGGUCACAUCACGGAAGGGAAGAACCUUCAAGGUAUGACGAAAUUGACGAAAGAAAUAUCGAAGAAGCAACAUGUUCUCCAGUUCAAGCAUGUGACAUUCCUUGCCCUUUAAGUGGAACAUUGAGCACUGAUACGGGCAGAUUUUAUGAAAAUGUGAAAACCAAAUAUACAGAUACCUUUCAGUCAGAAAGACAGACAGAACUAAGAGUGCAGCCUGGUAAAAUAUAUAAAAAGUUUACAGAAGAACUUAAGCUUAAAGUUGGAAGAAGACAAACAGCGGUCAGUUCGUCAAUGGGGGAAAAAGGACCAUUACCGACUAGAAAGUCUACAGGUUCUCAAUCGUCUUUGUCCGCACACAGCUUGGCGACAUCCUUUUCAAGUACUGAGUCAUCCUUCAUGUCUAUAUGUGGUGCUACAGAAGAAUCAUUGUCGCAUCUUUCUGUGAGAAAACAGGAAAGCCUAUAUGAAAACGCUACUGUUGGUAGUAAUAAUAGCGAUAACACAUCACGAAAAACAAGAUAUGAAAACACGGAAGAGUUUGAAAGCAUGCAGAGGUUUGAAAGAUGCGAGUACUUUUGUGAUCAGAAGGAAGAAGUAAAAAGGUUAUCAGAUCGAAUGACAGAUGGAGUAUUUGCAAUUUUUCCCGGUGAAUCGACAAAACACGAGCUUUGUGUCAAGACACCGAAGGGAUUGAAAUAUUUUCGUAUAUAUUGGCAGAAUGGACAAGUGUCCCUCUACAAAUCGCACCUGUGUGAUACAUUUUCUUCCCUGGACGAUUUACUGUCUUAUUACACUGCUAAUGAUUUACCAGCAGCGGAUUAUAGCGUUAAACUCCAGAGAGGAUACAACAGUAUGUCGUAAAUGCACAUUGUAUUAUGAGCUAAAUAAAGUUUCACGUAUAUGGAACAUAGACAACAACGUAUAGGUUGCAGUAGGUAGAAUACUACAAGAAGAAGUGAUGAUGACGUUUGGUUAGUAUCAAACAACAUUUGGAAAGAAAACUACAUCAAUUUGUUACAUAUCUAAUCUAUGUACUUCUUAUUUUGUAUCGUUUAAACCUUAUGGUAUUUUUGGUUCAUGUUUCAUUUUAACAUCGCAUUGACAUGUAUGUAAUGUUUAUAUAAUUGACACAAGGCAUACACCAUAACAAUAUGUAUAUUGUCACAUAAUAAACUGAACAUAUUAAUGAAACUGU
Mercenaria mercenaria is the source of this 1866-nucleotide messenger RNA. RefSeq lists its product as uncharacterized. The record is from RefSeq and is a predicted model, not a curated record. Gene Ontology annotation, biological process: signal transduction. Gene Ontology annotation, molecular function: SH3 domain binding. The coding region runs from base 183 to 1532 and encodes 449 amino acids. NCBI's taxonomy places the organism in Eukaryota, Metazoa, Mollusca, Bivalvia, Venerida, Veneridae. The transcript is spliced from 15 exons.